CUACCGAAUGAAAGAUACUAGCUUCCAACAUGAUUUGGCGUUGCUUUCUAUGCUACGUGUUUGUAGCAUUGAGUCUGAGACAACUUUUGAGUCACAUUAACACCAUGCACAGCCGCAGCCCUGACUUUCGCGUGGUGUGUGGAAUUGAUGGCUGUCCGAGUGAGUACAGAGUAUAUAACUCCUUCUACUAUCACGUAAAGCGGACACACGCGCAUCACCUUCUCGGAGUGGAAGCGGAUGAGGAGGAAGGAUCAACCCGCCACGGUUUACCUGGAGCAGGUGAAAGGACGGCCCCAAUCAACCAAACUAACGCCAGUUCUUCAGUAACUGACGAGGGCUCAAGCAUCCCCGCACUAACGAGUGGAUUUCAAGAAGAUGGAGAGGGUCACCUGAAUCUUGACAUUUAUAAACAUGCAACUGCAUUUCUUCUUCAAGCCAAGGAAACUCAUCGGCUGACACAGAGAGCUGUUAACCACAUCGUGAGUGGAGUCCAGCAAUAUCAGGCCGUAUUAUUGGAGCACCUAAAACAACAAAUGAGUGACAUGAUUGAGAGACAUUCUGGGGACCUGGAUCAACUAAAGAGUGAUGCAGUGGGGGUAUUUGACCAGUUUGUUGACCCUUUCACUCAAAUUGCUUCCACCCAUUUGCAGGACAAGACCAUCAAAAAACUGUUAAAACCAGUUGAACCAGAGAUUAUUGUCACAAAACAAACAGUCUGUUAUUCGAAGCGUGGAGACUCCAGAGUUCUUGCCAUUAAGGACCAUUGUUUUCAUUACAUACCGUUGGUGAAAAGUUUGGAGCAGCUGCUAUCACAUGUAGUUUCACAUGUAGAACAUGUAGUUUCUGUACAGUGGAUUAUGCUACAUGGAAAUAAGCAUUCAUGUGAAAAAUCUUUGGUUAUUUCUGAUGUCAUAAAUGAUGCUCCAGAGUUUGCACUUGUUAAAAACAUCUAUAUUGUAAAUGCAUCUGUGUAUUGUUUUGAAUGCCAGCCUCUCUCUACAGUUGGGUGGAAAGAUCAGUAUUUAGCUUAUGAGGUAGAAGUUCCCUGUCUAGCUCAGGCAAAUAUUUUUGUGGAUGCUGGAAAUCUUGUUGAUUAUACAGCAUACCACUAUGUAAACUUUAAUAAUUCCAGUGAAGUAUGAUCUCACUGACAUCAUCAAACAUCAUUCUUGAGUCUUUUGUGAAUAUGUGGGCUGAAAUAAUGUUUUUAAACACUGGCAAAAAAUUUAUUGUUCUAUUUACUUUUUAUUUUACUUUUGGCGCAAUCUGUUCAGUGCAACACAACUGAGAGGGAAACAAUUUCAGUCUUUUGCCUCUUUCAAUGUCACAUUGAUAUGGUUUGACUGGUAUGUAAGAAAAAUAAAUACACUGUGCUUAAGAUACUAAGACUCAUAAUAAUGCAAUGUUGGGCAUGUUAUUAAUCUGCAGUUCUCAAUAAAGUAGAUUUGAUGUCCUGA
This is a messenger RNA of Oreochromis niloticus (Nile tilapia), 1457 nucleotides long. RefSeq lists its product as uncharacterized. The coding region runs from base 30 to 1142 and encodes 370 amino acids. NCBI's taxonomy places the organism in Eukaryota, Metazoa, Chordata, Actinopteri, Cichliformes, Cichlidae. The record is from RefSeq and is a predicted model, not a curated record. The transcript is spliced from 3 exons.